AGCGUACGCCAGGACCAGCUCAACAGCAGCCCUAUCAAGGCGCUGUACCCACUCCGGACCCACAACGCUACCAGAAUCACCCUCCUGCUCAACAACACCCUUCCAGACAACCACAAGGUCCACGACCCGAGCAACUCUCAAGCGGUGGUUUCCAGCAACCAUCACACGCAUCUCAACGACAAGCCGAGAAUGUCACCACGACUCCCAUGUGUAAGUUGCUAUACUCCCUCAACUUCCGAAAAAGGAAGAACCCCUGAGUCCAUCCUUUGCUGACAAAGUCUUAGCAUUCACUCCACAGACGACAUCUUCAGCACAACCAACAACAAUGGAACCUCCAUCCAUUCGUCGCAAGAAACGCGAUCCCUUCGCGGAACUCGAUGCAUUCUUAAUCAAAGACGAACCAACGUAUGAAACGCGGCCAAUCUUGACAAAGUCACAACGCGGUAUAACACUCCCCAGGAUCUCUCGACCACGCGGGGCGCCUAGAUUUGAUCCAACGGCUGAAGUGGCGCCCGAGAACCAGCCUUUGUAUGGGUUACUGAAGGAAGUAUGUGAAACCAUCCUGAAAGCCUGUCCUCCCCUUGCCUUUCGACAACUCUGCUUGGAUCUCGGUGAGGAAGAGGCAAGUUGGGUUUGGCCACGCAUUGCAAGUGAGCAAGUUGAGGAUCUAGAGACGUUGUUGGGUUUGAUGCAUCGGAAUUGGUCACCGACGUUUAGUUCACUCUUUGCCUCUUAUCGAUUUGGACCACGCACGCCAUACCUCGAAGUCUUCUUCAUUCCUGUGUUGUUGGAAGCUUGGUAUCUGGGCAUGGUGUUUUGUACGAGCUCUGGGUAUACCACGCUAGAUCCAGCCCAGCUCUCUGAUUGUGUCGAGGGCUGGGCCGAUGUUUGGAGGAAGUUGGGGUCAAAUGUUGAAACAGUAGCAGAAGCGAAUGCGAGGGAAGCAGUGACGCAGAGCUGGACACAGCAAGUCAAUGAGAUCAAUGCACAGUUGGCGACUUGAUUUGCCAAGGACAACAAGCCUGCAAGAGUGGGUGCGACGUGAUUCAUGAAAGCAUUUUACGAUAGUCAUAGCGACAUCCAGCGAGAUAGCAAGACCCUGCAUACAUA
Molecule: messenger RNA, 1110 nt
Organism: Protomyces lactucae-debilis
Lineage: Eukaryota; Fungi; Ascomycota; Taphrinomycetes; Taphrinales; Protomycetaceae
Exons: 1
Coding region: 326-1003 (225 amino acids)
Source: RefSeq, a predicted model, not a curated record